Messenger RNA from Pelobates fuscus (common spadefoot toad), 865 nucleotides. RefSeq lists its product as uncharacterized. Gene Ontology annotation, biological process: negative regulation of interleukin-2 production; negative regulation of T cell proliferation; negative regulation of macrophage activation. Bases 62 to 865 code for a protein of 267 amino acids. The record is from RefSeq and is a predicted model, not a curated record. Lineage: Eukaryota; Metazoa; Chordata; Amphibia; Anura; Pelobatidae. The transcript is spliced from 5 exons.
UGCUUUGUCCGCAAACAUAUUCUCACAUGCGAAGAGACAGUGUCACUGGAUUGUGGCAAAAAUGCGGUUUCAUUUAUUUCUGGUUGUAGUCAUUGCAUGGGAAACUGUUCUUUGUGAUUUUUCUCUGAAUAUGGAACACAGCGUACAGGGUUUUCGAUAUUAUUCUGUUCACAUACCAUGCACCUACGAACCUUCCAAAGACCACAUAGAAGAUGAAGUAUUAUGGUUCCAUAAAGAUAAACAAUUUUUUCAGCGGAUUAACUCAGAGAAUCAUAUUUUACUUGGAGAAUUCAGAGACAGAUUCACAGUGUCCAAAUCUCCACUGGGUGAUGUUUCACUUACAAUUAAUAAUCUUAAAUCCCAUGACGCGGGUGACUAUAUAUGUAGGGUCACCUGGAGGUUACGUUCUGAUUCACAGAAACAGCAGAUUUUGGAAGGAAUAAGCACUCUUACUGUUAAAAGAGGAACUCCACCCAAGGUGGAAAUACCUACUGAGACCACAUCCAAUGAUUUUAUAGAAUUCCCAAUCUCUGAGCAACCGAAGGUGAAAAUAACUACUGAGACUGAACCUGAUUUUGUGACAGGGCCUAGAAAGACUCUCUACAUCCUGUUAAUAGUUGGAUUGGUCAGCCUUCUAGCAAUAAUUAUCCUAAUCGUAGUUUUAACUUCAAGAAUUAAUAGAAAAAAAAGAAUGAACCUGUUGGCUGAGAACAAAGUUGACAUAGAUGACAUAGAUGAAUGUCACGCAUGUGCCAGUCAACCUUCUAGAACCAUGAAUGAUUAUGAACCAUGCAAGGAGCAGUCUGAAUACCAGGGCAUAACUGGAACACUCAAUAAUGAAUAUGAGCCACUUCGACUAGAAUAA